CGCCAUGUACACCUUCGUGGUCCGCGACGAGAACAGCAGCGUCUACGCCGAGGUGUCCCGGCUGCUCCUCGCCACCGGCCACUGGAAGAGGCUGAGGCGGGACAACCCCAGGUUCAACCUGAUGCUGGGGGAGAGGAACCGGCUUCCUUUCGGGAGACUGGGUCAUGAGCCUGGCCUGCUGCAGCUGGUGAAUUACUACAGGGGGGCCGACAAACUGUGUCGCAAAGCUUCUUUAGUGAAGCUGAUCAAGACAAGCCCGGAACUGGCUGAGUCCUGUACCUGGUUCCCUGAGUCCUAUGUGAUAUAUCCGACUAAUCUCAAGACCCCAGUUGCUCCAGCGCAGAAUGGAAUCCAGCCACUGGUCAGUAACUCACGGACAGAUGAAAGAGAAUUCUUCCUAGCUUCUUAUAACAGAAAGAAGGAGGAUGGGGAAGGCAACGUUUGGAUUGCAAAGUCAUCAGCUGGUGCCAAAGACCAUCUGGCCAUUGGUCCUCAUUUCUAUCCCUGGGCCAGUAGACCUCACCUUCUUUUUCCACCAGCCAUGAGACAGGAGGGCGUCACCUGGGAUCUCCUGAGAGUGGGAGAGUUGGACUCUUGCCACCAGCCAGGCGAAGGCAUCCUCAUCUCCUCAGAGGCGUCAGAGCUUCUGGAUUUCAUAGACAACCAGGGCCAGGUGCACGUGAUCCAGAAAUACCUCGAGCGCCCUCUGCUACUGGAGCCAGGGCACCGCAAGUUUGACAUCCGAAGCUGGGUCUUGGUGGACCAUCAGUAUAAUAUCUACCUCUACAGAGAGGGUGUUCUCCGAACUGCUUCAGAACCAUAUCAUGUGGAUAAUUUCCAGGACAAGACCUGCCAUUUGACCAAUCACUGCAUUCAAAAGGAGUACUCAAAGAACUAUGGGAAGUAUGAGGAGGGGAAUGAAAUGUUCUUUGAGGAGUUCAAUCAGUACCUAAUGAGUGCUUUGAACAUUACCUUGGAAACUAGUAUCUUACAACAAAUCAAGCAUAUAAUAAGGAGCUGCCUCAUGAGCGUGGAGCCGGCCAUCAGCACCAAGCACCUCCCUUACCAGAGCUUCCAGCUCUUUGGCUUUGACUUCAUGGUGGACGAAGAGCUGAAGGUGUGGCUCAUUGAGGUCAACGGCGCCCCGGCUUGUGCUCAGAAGCUCUAUGCAGAACUGUGCCAGGGCAUCGUGGACUUAGCCAUAUCCAGUGUCUUCCCGCCUCCAGAUGUGGAGCAGCAGCCACAGCUAGCUGCGUUCAUCAAGCUGUGACCGACGGGGCCCUCAGAGCUGCCUCGGGAAAUGCACAAGGUCCUGCUCCACGGCGAGGCGAGAUGACCGGACUACUCCAUAGCAAGCCGAGCUGGGAAAGAGAGGCAACUUGAACAGUGUGACAGAAGACAGCAGGAGAAGAGGAAGCGACGCCCGGAGCUGGCUGCUCAGGGAGCUGCCCUGGGGAGCUCUCAGCAGUGCUGUUGCAGUGGAGGAAGCUGAGGCACAUGUCUCUGAGCGGGGAGCGGAAUGUUCAUCUGUGGGGGCGAAGGCAGGGCUUUGGUGCCUGUGUGUUCUCUUCCUUGGGAGGUCUCUGCUUAGGCGGCGCUGGGGGCAGAGCUGUCCUCCCACGUGUGGCAGACUGCGGGGCUGCUGCUUGGUCUUUCCACCCACCCGCUGCAGCCGUAGUGCCUUAGCUCUGUGCCCAGCUGCAGCCUGGCUUUCUGGGACACAAAGUGGAUGUUAGAGCACUUUGGAGCGGCCCAUAUGUCCCUGCUCGUCCCCAUCGCGAUACUCUGUCCUCCUAAACUCUGGACAAGCAUGCACCAACAGUCCUUAGUUUCGUGCCGUGUGUCGGCCUCUCUGCGGAGGCUGCUGUCCUCAUCUCCUUUCCGGUGGCGAGGGGUCCAGCUCCUGUCGGGGGUCCUCUGGAUAGGGCCCAAACAGCACCCACUGUGCACUCUCGAGCUGCUCUCUGCAUGUUUCAGAAACAAAGCAGCAAGUCUGCCAAGCUUAGAAGCCUCAAAUAAGCAUGAGAGAGGACAAACCAUACAGUAUCUUGCUUUACUUAAGAGGUUGAACGUGUGUGUGAGGGGGGUGUCUUUGAAAUAUGACGAUUCUCAGUUAUUUUUGUUUUAAUCAGAAUGCUAACUGCAGACCUGCAAAGUCUCCUUUCCUUCAAUUUUUAAAAAUUUAUAAAAUCUUGAGAGUCAGGGAGAUAGAAUUCCAUGCCUCGUAUCCCCUCCAGAUGGCCCUGGCCAGACACAGGUGUCUUCCCCUCUUUUUGGUUUCCUUGUGCUUCAAGCACCUUCUCUAAGAGCUGGUGGGACGGGUUCCAUCCCAAGAAGGAUUCUGAGUCUGCUUGUGCCUGGAAGCGUCGGGAGAGAGGCUCUCUGAGUAAGUGUGUGUCCUACCUAGAUGGGAAAGAGGCAGUUCCAGAGCUCCUUGCAGCUUCUUGUAAGUUUCAACAAAGGUAUACAAAGGUAUACAAAGAUGUGGUUUCUCAGUACCAGAUCAAGUGAUAUUUUGAUCCACAGAUCGCGGGAGGCUUCUUGGGAGGCCACGUCCCUAGCAGUGGAAAGAUGUUUUUUGUCAUCACUGUGAUCCAAAUACUUAGGCUUUUCUUUUUUUGAGACAAGGUCUUGCCGUGCAGUUCAGGCCAGCCUUGAACUCACUUCUGUAGGCU
Messenger RNA from Chinchilla lanigera (long-tailed chinchilla), 2675 nucleotides. It is a transcript of the gene Ttl, whose product is annotated as tubulin tyrosine ligase. The transcript has 8 exons. Gene Ontology annotation, molecular function: ATP binding. The record is from RefSeq and is a predicted model, not a curated record. Gene Ontology annotation, biological process: protein modification process. The coding region runs from base 5 to 1270 and encodes 421 amino acids. Lineage: Eukaryota; Metazoa; Chordata; Mammalia; Rodentia; Chinchillidae.